AUGGAAGAGCAUCCACAAGAAAAGAGGAAGGAGGUGAAGCCUUACACUCCUCCUCUUCCAUAUCCUCAAAGGCUGCAGAAAGAACUCAUGGAUCUACAAUUUCCUAAGUUUUUAGUGGUCUUUAAAAAGCUGGAAAUUAAUCUCCCCCUUGCUAAAGCAUUGGAGCAAAUGCCUUUGUAUGCCAAAUUCCUCAAGGAGCUCAUCAACAAGAAGAGAACCUGGAAUAAAAAAGAGAUAGUGAUCUUAACCCAAGAGUGUAGUGUAGUGAUUCAAAAAGGCCUGCCACCAAAACUUAUGGAUCCUGGAAGUUUCUUCCUAUCAUGUACCAUCGGCCACAUGUCAAUUAGUAAGGCUUUAUAUGAUUUAGGCUCGAGCAUCAACUUAAUGCCACUUUCCAUGAUGAGAAGGCUAUCCAUUGAAGAGGUGAAACCCACAAGAAUGUCCUUGCAAUUAGCUGAUAGGUCACUUAUCAGACCCAGUGGAGUGGUGGAAAAUCUCCUAGUAAAGGUGGAAAAGUUCAUAUUUCUAGCAGACUUUGUGAUCUUAGAUUUAUAUGAAGAAGGAAAUGAUUCCAUCAUAUUGGGAAGACCUUUUCUAGCUACAGCAAGGGCCAUUAUAGAUGUAGAAAAAGGAGAAAUGGUCUUGAGGGCACAUGAUGAGCAUAUAAUCUUGAAUGUCUUUAAGGAGAUGCAGUACCCUGCUCAAAAGGAAGGUGGCAUGAUAAUUGAGGAGGAGGAUUUAAAUUGGAAGGAAAAGCCCCAGGAAACAUUCACUAACUCACCCCUGGUGCAAAAGAGAGACAUUGAAGAAAAAUAA
This is a messenger RNA of Arachis stenosperma, 816 nucleotides long. RefSeq lists its product as uncharacterized. The transcript has a single exon. Bases 1 to 816 code for a protein of 271 amino acids. Lineage: Eukaryota; Viridiplantae; Streptophyta; Magnoliopsida; Fabales; Fabaceae. The record is from RefSeq and is a predicted model, not a curated record.